Molecule: messenger RNA, 330 nt
Organism: Hydatigera taeniaeformis
Lineage: Eukaryota; Metazoa; Platyhelminthes; Cestoda; Cyclophyllidea; Taeniidae
Source: the annotation of a GenBank genome assembly
UUGAAGGUGGAGCCACCGACUGAGUUUGUGUUCCCUCCACAACCUGUGAAGAAGUGUGUGUACUCCACCGUGUUCAAGACAGAGCCCACGACUGAGGUUAUUCUUCCUCCACAACCAGUGAAGAAGUGUGCAGGCUCAGCUGUGUUCAAGGCGGAGCCCACGGCGGAGGUGAUGGUCGCUUCGCCGGCUGUGAAAGAGUGUUCAGGUUCGAGUGAGUGUGCGCUUUCCUCGAAGUCAGUAAAGAGCUGUCCGUGUUCGAUUGAGGAUGAAGAGCUAACGGACGGUUUGCAAGCCCUCUUUAAGUUGUUUCGUGCCUUGAAAUCAAAAUAA